Phaeoacremonium minimum UCRPA7 is the source of this 1383-nucleotide messenger RNA. RefSeq names its product putative afg1-like atpase protein. The coding region runs from base 1 to 1383 and encodes 460 amino acids. Lineage: Eukaryota; Fungi; Ascomycota; Sordariomycetes; Togniniales; Togniniaceae. Gene Ontology annotation, cellular component: cytoplasm; mitochondrion. The record is from RefSeq and is a predicted model, not a curated record. The transcript is spliced from 4 exons. Gene Ontology annotation, molecular function: ATP hydrolysis activity; ATP binding. Gene Ontology annotation, biological process: protein quality control for misfolded or incompletely synthesized proteins.
AUGGAGUACGACCGCCGCGUCGCAGCAGGCAGGAUCAGAAACGACGAGCAUCAACGAGGAAUCAUCCAGAACCUCCAGCAUCUGCACGACGAGCUCAAGCACUACAAGGCGCGACCAGUCGUGCAUCCUAAUCUCGACGACCUCAAACCCAAAAAGUCGCUGUUCGGGUCCCUAUUUGGCGGUGGCGCAAAGAAGGCCACGAUUCAAGAUAUUCCCAAUGACUUACCGCGUGGUCUUUACCUAUAUGGAGACGUUGGGAGUGGAAAGACGAUGCUGAUGGAUUUGUUUUACGACACACUGCCUAGCUCAGUUCGGUCAAAGACGAGGAUACAUUUUCACAACUUCAUGCAGGAUGUGCACAAGCGGUUACACCGCAUGAAGAUGCAGUAUGGAAACGACGUUGAUGCAGUACCGUUCGUGGCGGCGGACAUUGCCGAGCAUGGAAACGUGCUGUGCUUUGACGAGUUCCAGUGUACAGACGUGGCAGACGCUAUGAUUCUGCGGAGGUUACUAGAAGCUCUCAUGUCUCAUGGUGUUGUGCUUGUCACGACCUCCAAUCGACAUCCCGACGAGCUAUACAGAAACGGCAUCCAGCGAGAGUCGUUCAUCCCUGCGAUCCAGCUCCUGAAGAGCCGUCUGCAUGUCAUCAACCUCGACUCGCCCACCGACUACCGUAAGAUUCCUCGGCCGCCAUCGGGAGUCUACCAUACGCCGCUCGACAGCCACGCAGCCUCACAUGCAGAGAAGUGGUUCCGCUUCUUGGGUGAUCCCGAGAGCUCAGAACCACACUCCGAAGUGCAGCGCGUCUGGGGCCGAGAGAUCUUCGUGCCGAGAGUCAGCGGAAGGUGUGCAUGGUUUACAUUCGACGAGCUCAUCGGCCGCCCGACAUCAGCAGCCGACUUCAUUGAGCUAAUGCGCUCAUACGAUGCCUUCAUCGUCACCGACAUUCCUGGGAUGAACUAUCGCCAGCGAGACUUGGCCAGGAGGUUCAUCACGUUCAUCGAUGCGGUCUACGAGUCUCAUGCGAAGCUUGUGCUCACGACAGCUGUGCCUUUGACGGAGCUCUUCGUAUCCCGCGAGGAACUGAUAGAGUCUCUCAAGCAGAAGUCUGGAGGCAAGGGCACGGACGAGCAGCAGGAUGUCGACGACGCGAUGAGCCAUCUGAUGGACGACAUGGAGCACCACGCGGCGCAGCUGAAGAACUCAAACCUCUUCACUGGUGAAGAAGAGGCAUUCGCAUUCGCGCGAGCGUUGUCACGACUAACGCAGAUGGGCAGUGUCGAGUGGGUAGAGAGGGGCAUGGGCCUGGAGAAGCACGGCGGUAAAGGGGAGCGUGACAGCUGGGCGAAGACUCGAAGUAGGCAGAUGGAGGAUAGCAUGUAG